Molecule: messenger RNA, 834 nt
Organism: Spinacia oleracea (spinach)
Lineage: Eukaryota; Viridiplantae; Streptophyta; Magnoliopsida; Caryophyllales; Amaranthaceae
Exons: 1
Coding region: 1-834 (277 amino acids)
Source: RefSeq, a predicted model, not a curated record
AUGAAUGAGAGAUUCAAAGUGCAGUUUGUCAGUAACAACCGUCCAGAGAGGACUACUGCAGAACUCACCGCAAUACUGUAUGAGAGAGGCGAGAGCCUUCGGGUUUUCAUGGCCAGGUUCAUGAAAGAAUCUACCAACAUUCCUAACUUACAGCCCGACAUGGCAAUCUUUGCGCUAAAAAACGCGUUACAAGAAGGAAGGUUCCGAGAUAAACUGUCCAUGAAAAAUCCCACCAAGAUAGCCGACGUGCUGCAAAUGGCAGAUGCAUUUAUCAGAACCGAGGAGUUCAACAAGGCUGCUGCCAAACUGAAAAGUUCCUCGGAGCCGAGGGACGCUAAAAAAAACCAGAGUAAGCCCGAGGGAAACUCAAGAAAGGGGAAGGAGAAACAGGGUGCAAGAGAUGGCAGUCCGAAGAAGGAAGGGAAAAAGGGUGAACUUCAACCCAAGUAUACCAACUACACCCCCCUCUCGUUUCCCCGAAAGGAAAUCUUCAGCCUCCACAAAUACGAUGAGAAGUGGCAGAAACCACCCAAGCUGAAGUCCCAAAACAGAAACAAAAACAGAAACAAGUGGUGUGAGGUCCAUGACGACCACGACCACAAUACUGAAGAGUGUAAUCAGCUGAAAGACAACAUCGAAGAUCGCGUCUGCCGAGGAUAUUUUAAACAAUACCUAGCAGACCGAAGAGAAGGAGCGCUGAAAAAGGAAAAAGCUCCAAGUGGCAAACCCCAGGAGCAACGCCUAAAAAGAAUCCACGAAGCCACAUGGCAGAAGAAGCAUGAUAUCUUAGUGGUAUUCGGGGGACAGAGGCCUAUGCCAGUAAGAAGCACUUGA